Drosophila kikkawai is the source of this 865-nucleotide messenger RNA. It is a transcript of the gene twr, whose product is annotated as signal peptidase complex catalytic subunit SEC11 homolog C twr. Gene Ontology annotation, molecular function: serine-type endopeptidase activity. Gene Ontology annotation, cellular component: signal peptidase complex; membrane. Lineage: Eukaryota; Metazoa; Arthropoda; Insecta; Diptera; Drosophilidae. The record is from RefSeq and is a predicted model, not a curated record.
CACUGCCACAUACGUGUCUGUAAUUUUCUGUCUUCGUGGACGAAGCCGACGACUUUUGUUAAAGCCCUUUUAAUUGCAUUUAGCUAGGUUAAUCUCCGCAGGAAGAAUCCCAAACACACAGCCGCAGCCAUGGGCGUAGCCAGCAUGUUGCAGAUCGACGAGAUGCUGGGCGACUUCAACAGAAUGAACAAGCGUCAGUCCCUGUAUCAGGUGCUGAGCUUCGCCAUGAUCGUCUCCUCGGCCCUGAUGAUUUGGAAGGGUCUCAUGGUGGUCACCGGCAGCGAAUCGCCCAUUGUGGUGGUUCUCAGUGGCAGCAUGGAGCCGGCUUUUCACCGCGGCGACCUUCUCUUCCUCACCAACUACAAGGAGGAGCCGGUGCGUGUCGGCGAGAUCGUCGUUUUCAAGGUGGAGGGCAGGGACAUACCCAUAGUGCAUCGCGUGAUCAAGCUGCACGAAAAGGAGGACGGCACCGUCAAGUUCCUUACCAAGGGCGACAACAACAAUGUGGACGAUCGGGGUCUCUAUGCGCCCAAUCAGCUUUGGUUGACCAAGAAGGAUAUUGUGGGCCGGGCCAGGGGCUUCCUGCCCUACGUGGGCAUCAUUACGAUCUUCAUGAACGAAUAUCCAAAGGUUAAGUGGGCCAUCCUCUCCAUUCUGGCCAUUUUCGUGCUGCUGCAUCGGGAAUAGACGGUUUCGCUCUUAUUUUGUAGGUACAAUUUAUAAGUAGGAAGUGCACAAUCUCGAGCCUGUUCGCAUUUUCUUUUGAAGGAUCCGAUACAGCGAUUUCCUUACCACCACCACCACCCAACAAAAAGAUCGUUGUCCGGAGCUGAGUUUCAAUAAAGACACAAGUAACAAUUUUUAA